Molecule: messenger RNA, 911 nt
Organism: Hibiscus syriacus
Lineage: Eukaryota; Viridiplantae; Streptophyta; Magnoliopsida; Malvales; Malvaceae
Product: light-harvesting complex-like protein 3 isotype 1, chloroplastic
Exons: 3
Coding region: 156-884 (242 amino acids)
Source: RefSeq, a predicted model, not a curated record
GGAUAGAUGAACAUUGCCCAUACCUCUCUGGCAGAAAGUUAUGGGAUAAUGUACUUUUCUAAAAACGUAUGGGGCAAAUUGUCUACUUCUUCCCCACAAAGAACCUAUUGAGAAGAUCAAAGAAGCAAAAGCAACAACAAUCCCUUUGAACAUCAAUGGCUUCCAUCGCCAUAUCCGCCUCCUUACAAAGAGCUUGCAGUUCACAUCAUGUCACCAGGAAGCAACAUGCACAAUCCAGACCAGCUUAUUCUCUGGGGACGAAGCAAGUUAUGAAUGCUGUAACCUUAGAUGUUGAAGGCCAAAAAGGGUUUAAAAUCGAUGAAAAAGAGAAACCAUCUUUACAUAUUGAUAAGCCAAAGGAUUCCGAAGAUCAGUCGACAGACAAGUUCGAGACUGGAGCUUCAGCUAGGAUGUUCGAGGACGAACGAUGGAAGAAUGGAACAUGGGAUUUGAAUAUGUUUGUUAGAAAUGGUAGGAUGGACUGGGAUGGUGUGAUUGUUGCAGAAGCAAAGAGGAGAAAGUACUUGGAGAUGUACCCAGAAGCUAGUUCAAACCAAGAACCAGUCCACUUCAGAAGCUCAAUCAUACCCUGGUGGGCAUGGUUCAUGCGAACAUAUCUUCCCGAGGCUGAAUUGCUCAAUGGUCGUGCAGCAAUGAUAGGGUUCUUCAUGGCUUACGCGGUGGACGGUUUAACCGGGAUGGAUAUGAUUGGACAGACAGGCAAUUUCGUGUGCAAGAUGGGAUUGUUUGCAACAGUCAUUGGUGUCGUGCUGGUGAGGAAAUCCCAAGACUUAGAUAACCUGAGGAAGCUAGCGGAUGAGGUUACUUACUAUGAUAAACAAUGGCAAGCUUCCCAGAAAGACGAAGAAACUGGAAAUUCUUAAAAAUUCUUUUAAUUUAGUUUCUUUGUA